Molecule: messenger RNA, 6512 nt
Organism: Fundulus heteroclitus (mummichog)
Lineage: Eukaryota; Metazoa; Chordata; Actinopteri; Cyprinodontiformes; Fundulidae
Gene: mrc2
Product: mannose receptor, C type 2
Exons: 29
Coding region: 72-4487 (1471 amino acids)
Molecular function (GO): signaling receptor activity
Source: RefSeq, a predicted model, not a curated record
CUCUCCUCUCCUCUCUCCUCUCUUUAGGUCGGAGUUGUUGUUGUUGGGUCUGCGUCCCUCCGGCUGUGAGCAUGCAAAGCGACGAGCGGCACCGAAACAAGAUCGUUGCGCCAACAUGGACGACCGGGCUGCUCACGUUUUACAAAUGCACUUUAUAUUUAUUCAUCUUUAGUCUGGGACUGAAGAGGAGCGACACGGCGCCAGUGGAGUCUGAUGAUUUUGCUUUCUUCCUGGAGGGCACCAACAAGUGCCUCGGGGUGCUGGGUAACUCGCUGAUCCUGUCUCCGUCCUGCGAGGAGCCCAACCAGAGAUGGAAGUGGGUGUCUCAGAUGCGCCUGUUCAACCUGGGCUCCUCGCUGUGCCUGGGCUUGAACACGGGGAACGUCACCUACGGUCCGCAGGAUCCUCCGAUGGCGAUGUACACGUGUGACGCGGAGCCCCCCAGAGUGGACUGGACCUGGAACUGCGUUGAGGUGCUGGAUAAGCUCAAGAGCCUCGUUCAGUCCCAGGCGUUCUGGAACGGGUCGGCGGUCUCGUCCUCGGCCAAAUGGAGACUGUACGGUGACGAGCAGGACCUCUGCUCCAAAACAUAUCAAGAGAUCUACACGAUCGAGGGGAAUUCUUACGGCCGGCCCUGCUACCUGCCCUUCAUGUACAGGGACCAGUGGUUUCACAGCUGCACAAGCACCGGCCGGGAAGACGGCCACCUUUGGUGCGCCACCACCUACAACUACGACACAGACCUACGCUGGGGAUUCUGUCCCGUGAAGGACAACAGCUGUGAGACAUUCUGGAAAACGGACUCCGUGACAGACAGCUGCUAUCAGUUUAACAUGCAGGCCACUCUGUCUUGGAGCGAGGCUCGGAUCAGCUGCCAGCAGCAGGGGGCGGACCUGUUGAGCAUCGGCAAGCUGCACGAGCAGACCUACAUUAAUGGUAUUCUGAAUUCUUACAGCCUUGCCUUAUGGAUCGGCCUCAAUGACUUGGACCUCAGUGGAGGGUGGCAGUGGUCCGACUCCUCACCAGUCAAAUUUCUAAACUGGGAUCAAGACCAGCCAAGUCACGCCGAGGAAGAGAACUGUGUCGUGCUCAGAUCGGAGUCAUCGGGACGUUGGCAGAACCGAGAUUGUUCUGAUGCGCUGCCGUAUGCCUGCAAGAAGAGACCCAACGCCACGCUGGAUCCCUUCACCACAGAUUCAUGGGCAAAUGAUGACAAAUAUGAGUGUGAUGUGGGCUGGCAGUCCUUUCAGGCUGGAUGCUACAAGCUCUCCUCAGAGAAGAGUAAGUGGAAUGCGGCUCAGAAAACAUGCCAGAAGAUGGAUGCCAGCUUGGUCAGCAUCCAUACUAUACCUGAACUGGAGUUCAUCAUUCGCAACCUGAAGAAAGACCAUGACCAAUUAUGGAUAGGGCUCCAUGACACUGACAUGCAAAUGGACUUCCAGUGGACCGACCACACGCCUGUUAUCUUCACCUACUGGCACCCAUUUGAACCCAACAACUUCCGCAACACCCAGGAAGAUUGUGUCUCCAUGUGGGGCCCCGACGGCCGUUGGGACGACAGCCCCUGUAACAUAUCUCUGCCCUUCAUCUGCAAGAAACCGGGAACCAAGAGCGACGGGAAGCCACAGCACCAAGAGUGCAAACAGGGUUGGAAGUGGCACAGUCCAGCUUGUUACUGGGUCGGAGAAGAUCUGUCCACUUUUGAUGUGGCCAGAAAAUCCUGUGAGGCGCAGGAAGCCGCUCUUGUUACUAUUACAAACAGAUUCGAGCAGGCAUUCGCCACCAGCCUGGUGUUUGGCCGCUCUGGAGAGUGGUUUUGGAUCGGGCUCAGUGACCAGGCCACUCAUGGGUCAUUCCGCUGGCUGAGUGGAGACGAAGUGUCCUUCACCAACUGGAAUCGAAACCAGCCAGCGAACGUCCACGGGGGCUGCGUUGCGAUGGCAACAGGCACGGCGACGGGUCUGUGGGAGGUGAAGGAGUGCGCCUCGGCAAAGGCGAAGUUCAUCUGCCGCCAGAACCAGGACACGUCUCUGAGCCCCGAACCCCCUGCUCCACAGCCCACCCCGAGCCUCAGCGGCGCCUGUCCCACUGGCUGGAAGAGCAACAGCAACCUGCGCUACUGUUACAAGGUCUUUCACAACUCCGACCUGGAGCAGAAGCAGAAGUGGCUGGACGCCCACCUGUUCUGCCGGAGACACGGAGGCAACCUGCUGAGCAUCGGCAACCCCGAGGAGGAGCAGUUUAUCCUCCAGGUCCUCCAUGAGACGUUUGGAGAGUCAGAGGAGCAUGAGCAGCAGUGGUUUUGGAUCGGUCUGAACCGCAGGAAUCCCAUGGACAACGGCAGCUGGAAGUGGAGCGAUGGUCUGCCUUUAACAUACCAGAACUUCGGCCGCUACCACUACAACAACCGGCAGUGUGCUGCAGCGGACUUGGGCACUAUGACCUGGUUGGCCAUGCACUGUGACGCCGCGUUAGACUGGAUCUGCAAGAUUCCCAGAGGAAGUGUUGAGGUGAUCCCAGAAGUAACAGAAGGCGCCAGUUCUCCAAAGUGGAUCGGAUUCCAGGAGGCUGAGUAUAAGUUUUUCGACCAUCGCACCACUUGGGACCAGGCCAAGAGGAUCUGCUCCUGGUCUGGUUCCUCGCUCGCCUCAGUCCACUCAGCUGAGGAGCAGGCUUUCCUGGCCAACAUUUUAAGCAAGAUGGUGAAGUCCGAGGUGGACAGCUGGUGGCUCGGGCUUCACACCUACGAAAACGACGGACGUUUCCGCUGGUCCGACCACUCUGUGCUCAAUUACGUUUCGUGGGCGCUCGGCAGGCCGCAAGCGGUCAGCCGCGAUCGCAAGUGCAUCCACAUGUCAGCCAGCAAAGGAGACUGGGCGGAUCAGAAGUGUCACUCUGACCUGCCCUACGUCUGCAAAAGGGUGAACGUGACAGGGACCAUUCCUCCGACGCCGCCGUCCCCUCAUCCACCAUCGGGCUGUCCCAGUGGGUGGUCCUUCUAUCAGCAUAAGUGUUUCAAAGUAUUUGAGUCACCCCGGAACACGUGGUCUGCCGCCAAGCUGAAAUGUGAAAGCCAGCGAGGCGCGCUGGCUCUGGUAUCCAAUCAUUUAGACCAAGCUUUCAUCACCACCUUGUUAAAGAACGUCAGCGCUGACCUCUGGGUGGGCCUGACCUCAGACUCCAAGGGCCACUUCAGGUGGGCCAAAACCGGCCUGCUCAGCUACACCAACUGGGCGCCGGGAGAGCCAGUCGACAACAGCGGACCGCAUCACAACAAGACGCCGGGGAACUGCGUAGUGAUGAUUCACGGCAACCCAGAGAGGAAAAGUGGCAUGUGGGCCUCCCGAGCCUGCGAAAUGGAGAACAAUGGCUUCAUCUGUCAAAAGCAGCCAGAUCGAGGCCUGCCUCCAGCUCCCACCCUCAUUCCUGCCUCCCUGUCAAAGCCCGUGGAGCUAGGAGGAGUGACCUAUCGGGUUGUGCAGAAGCGUCUUGACUGGACCGGUGCGCUGUACCUCUGUGAAUCUUUGAACGGGACGCUUGCAGCAGUGAGGGAUCCAUACCAGCAGGCCUAUCUGACGCUGCUUAUCAACAGCCUGCGGCAGCCAGCUUGGAUUUCUCUCUUUAACCACGGAGGGCGAAGCUUCACGUGGCUAGGCGAUGAGGAGGUGAAAUACUCGAACUGGAAAGAUAGAGAGCCCAAUCAGAUGGCUGGGUGCGGUCACAUGACCUCUACAGGACAGUGGACUAUGACUCCCUGUGAUGCUAAAUUGGACGCUGCUAUUUGUCAAAUUAGUGAUGAGCCCAUAAGCCAUCAGUGGAUCUACCCCGGACUGUGCCCCAUCUCUGUUGGAGAGUGGGCCUGGGUCCCCUUCAGGAACCACUGCUACGCCUUCAACCUGCAGCUUCUUAAACUGCAACAGGACGCGCUCUCGUCCUGCAAGAAAAUGGGAGCAGAACUUCUCUCCAUCCUGGAUGAGGCGGAGAACAACUUUGUAUGGGAGCACAUCCAGAGUUAUGCGGAGCAGGCGCAUGGAGCUUGGCUGGGCAUCAGCAUGAAAGAGAGACGCCUCGUGUGGAACGAAGACACAGAGAUAUCGUUCACCAACUGGGAAACGCGCAACGUGGCGUUCUCGGUGCUUUCGCCCAAUUCCUGCUUCUGGAUCCAGAGCAACAGCGGCCAGUGGAAGCCCGGCUCCUGCAGGAACCUUACGCACGGCGUGAUCUGCAAACGGCCUCGCAUAAGUGCUGAGAACUCCUCUUCAACAUUAGACGUCGACCACCUGCCCACUGUGAUUGUCGUCAUUGUGGCGGCUUUGGUGCUGCUUCUGCUGAUAGCCACGGGGAUCCUCCUGUACCGGCGGCGAACCGCAGGGUCGCGCGGUUCAUUCGAGGGAGCCCGCUACAGCCGCACCAACUCAGGCCUCGACGAGCAGGCCGAGAAGAACAUCCUGGUGUCCGACAUGGAGCUGAACGAGCAGCCGGAGUAAGCCCCGGACCGACCCUGGACUGGACACAGACCCCACGCCGCCGGAGAGACUCAGAUUCUCAUACAAUUUUUCUUACUCUUUUUAAACCAAACUUUUUUUUUUUUUUUUUUUUUUUUCAAAUGCUAAAAAGCUGUGUAGAACACAGCAGAUGUUUCUAUUUUUUAAUUGAAUCGGAAGUUUUUGAAAAAAAAAAAAAAAGAAACGCACAAAUCGGAUACAUCCAUCUGCUUUUUCCAAAACUCAUAGGAAGGAUACAAUUGAUCUACUGUGAAUAGUUUUAUUACCGCUGAGAAUAAAAUUAGCACAAAGCCAGUCUUAUGAAACAACCUCUUGCCUGUCCCCUAAAGUCAGUUUUAGCACACCGAGUUCCCUGGUCUUGUUUCUGUUCUGACUGAACAAAAAAACUAAAACCCGCUUUUACUUGUUUUUACUGUCUGAGUUGCCACAUAUUCUUCUCAAGGACCGCAUUCCUCUGUAAAAUUUAAUUUGUGUUGUCAUGUCAGUAUUAACCCAAACUUGAACACGUUUUUUUCUUUCUUCUUUUUAAUUUUCUUUGGUUUGUUUGGUAUGAUUCGUCGUUAUCUGUGCAGCUGUGGAGAAGCGUAAGCCGUGAUGCGUGUUUGUGGUUUCCAUGAGCCUGCCUCUCUCCCUCUUCUCCGACCCGACACGUCAGCAAAGGCUGUCAGGCCGGCAGCAGAGGAGGAAGAAAGACAUCCAGAUGUGAACGCGUUAGAAGUGUAAAAGGGGCCGUUGACCUCAAACUGUCUGUGAGGGCGAACACUAUAAUUGUGCACAUAAGUAGGACUUUGCAUUGAAAGCUGGUCUUUAAAUGGACUACGUUGUUGUAGUUUUUUUUUUUUUCUUUUUUAGUGCAGCAUCACCCAUGGGGGUUGUUUUGAUACACAAUCAGAUUUUGGAGCCACUAAGGCGUUUUUUUUGCCUUUCGUCUUCAUCAAAAGCGGGCAGUUUCUGCCUUAGCUCUUUGUUCCACCAUCUGGAGCUGAUUCAGCAGUUUUGGUGGAGUGCAGUCAUUGUGUUCACACACGCUAUAAAACCAGGUUUGAAUUGGAAAGCUGUCUGAUGCAUCACGAUUUUAUGACCUCGCGGUUCACGUUUCUGGAUGUUGCAUCAGCUCAGUUUUUUUUUUUGUUUUUUUUCUGCCCUGAAGAUGCACAUUCAUUUUGUUAUCUGGAAGCAGCUCUACUUUUCCUGCAGCAAUUGCCAACACUGGGAAGUCUUCGAGUUUGCCCCGCGAAAGAAAACAUCUUUAAUGGUGAAUAGUGUGCCAAAGAGUAUUGAAAGCCAAAUUCACAAACCUGCCAUCUGUGCUGGGUCUUUUGACAUCUUGCUAAGAUUUCAAACAUUUAACCUUCCUCCUUCAGCUUGAGCCUUGGAGUACAUUUCUCUCCCUCUCUCUGCUUGCAGGAAUGCUUUGGAGCCAUUUCAGUCUGAGGCUCUUGGUGUUUCACUGAGCUGCUGUGAAAAAAAAAAAAACUAAGACUGAGGGGGAAGGGAGGAGGAGAGGUGUGUGUGUGUGUGUCUGUGUGUGUGUGUGUUCGUUGUGCAUACGCGGUCUCCAGCUGUGGAAUGUUGAGUCGGCAAGAAGAGCUCAGUGGCACGUCUGGAACCAAUCAGAGAAGGAGAGCUUAGGGACAGGAAGGGUCAGAAUAGGGGGGGUAAAAAAAAAAGGGAAAAGCAGAAUGGGGGAGAAAAUGGAGUAAAUGGCGGAGUGCGAGGAGGAGACAGGGAUGUAGGUAGAGAAAAGGAGGAGUUUAACAGCAGCAGCAGCAGCAGCAGCGUGGCCUCUGCUGGUGGAUUGGUGUAGGGGUCACGGCAGCUGAUCCAACUGGGAGGAUUUAAUGAUGCAAUAGCGCGCUCGCUUUGUUCCCCUAUUGUCUGUGAAACAGGUCUGGUCUCCCUGUGGAUAAACCCAAAGGACCUGUUGGAAUUUGUAAGAUUUUUUUUUUGUUGUUGUUGUUGUUGUUGACAUUUUUAUAAGAAAUUAAUAAAGCUUAUGUCCUCAGA